Rhagoletis pomonella (apple maggot) is the source of this 1518-nucleotide messenger RNA. RefSeq names its product 3-oxoacyl-[acyl-carrier-protein] synthase, mitochondrial-like. Lineage: Eukaryota; Metazoa; Arthropoda; Insecta; Diptera; Tephritidae. The transcript has 2 exons. The coding region runs from base 111 to 1460 and encodes 449 amino acids. Gene Ontology annotation, molecular function: 3-oxoacyl-[acyl-carrier-protein] synthase activity. Gene Ontology annotation, biological process: fatty acid biosynthetic process. The record is from RefSeq and is a predicted model, not a curated record.
GAUAGUACUUGAUAGUUUGAUAGCACCGUUCCUGGGGUUUACCGGCUAUUGAGAGAUAACGAUUUCUGGAUUAGGAAUCACAAGCCAAGAAGCGUGUAGCCAAAGGAAGGAUGACGUACGUUGCUAGGAGGAUAUUCCAUACACAAUUGGGUAAGGAACUUCGUUAUUUCUCCCGCACCAACAGUGGUACACCUAGGCGCCGUGUUGUUGUUACUGGAACUGGAGCAGUUUCUCCUUUGGCGAAUAAUGUACCUUUAUCCUGGUCCCGCAUCCUAGCGGGCGAAUCAGCUAUUUCAAGCUUAAGUGACAAAUUCAAGGGACUGCCAUGCCAAGUGGCAGGUCAGAUUAAUCGCGACCAACUACCAAUUGAAAAUCAUUUUAGCAAAAGUGAUCUGAAAAUAAUGAGCGGGGCAACACAGUUAGCAAUGAUUGCAGCAGAAGAGGCACUAUCCAAUGCCAAAUUAAAGACGAGCGAAUUCACAACGGAACAACAAGAACGAUUUGGUGUAUGCGUGGGCAUGGGCAUGUUCGACCUAACCGAAGUGUAUGGCGCUUGGCAACAGUUGCAACGCGGUUACAACCGUGUAAGUCCCUACUUUGUACCCCGUCUGUUACCUAAUAUGGCAUGCGGCCAUAUAAGCAUGCGACAUGGCUUACGCGGUCCGAAUCAUUCUGUGUCAACGGCUUGCGCGACAGGAGCACAUGCCAUUGGGGAUGCAUUGCGAUUCAUUCGAAAUGGCGACGCAGAUGCAAUGUUAGCCGGAAGCGGCGAAUCCUGCAUUGAUCCACUAUCCAUUGCAGGAUUUUGUAGAUUGCGCGCGCUUAGUACAACACAUAACGGUACACCAUUGAGCUCUUCGCGCCCUUUCGAUAAACAACGAGAUGGUUUUGUGAUGGGUGAAGGUGCAGCUAUACUGGUCCUUGAAGAGCUGGAACAUGCUCGCAAACGUGGUGCACCCAUACUGGCUGAAUUACUAGGUUAUGGAGUAUCCGGUGAUGCGCACCAUAUUACUUCGCCCAGUGAGGAUGGUACUGGUGCCGCAUUAGCAAUGCAACGUGCAAUAAUUGAUGCAGGUGUGCAAUCAACAGACAUUACUUAUGUAAACGCACAUGCGACAUCCACACCAACAGGUGAUCGCAUUGAAGCUCAUGCUAUACAACGAGUUUUUGGCGAGCAUGCAUCACAGGUGCGAGUGUCGUCCACAAAAGGUGCCCACGGACAUUUGCUGGGCUCAUCGGGCAAUUUAGAAGCAGUUUUCGUUGUUCAAGCAUGUGCAGAAAACCAACUUCCGCCAUCUAUUAAUAUUGAACACUUGGAUGAGAGCAUUAGUGUGCCAAUAGUACAGAGCAAAUCAGAGAAGUGGCAUCAAGAUACGAAAGCGCGAAGGAUUGCAUUGAAAAAUUCGUUUGGAUUUGGUGGCACAAACGCUUCAAUUUGCAUAGCUGAUUAUCGAGAUUAAACUCGGUUGGUAGAUUGUUGAAUUUUUUCUUUUAUGUAAUACAUAUAUUUAGUUAUGA